Messenger RNA from Corticium candelabrum, 6363 nucleotides. RefSeq names its product mucin-4-like. Bases 1 to 6363 code for a protein of 2120 amino acids. Gene Ontology annotation, biological process: cell-matrix adhesion. The transcript is spliced from 4 exons. NCBI's taxonomy places the organism in Eukaryota, Metazoa, Porifera, Homoscleromorpha, Homosclerophorida, Plakinidae. The record is from RefSeq and is a predicted model, not a curated record.
AUGGCUAGUUCUGAACUGGCUAGUACUAUUUUUGGAGCAUCAUUGUCACCUGUUGUUAAUCUAUCAACAACAACAGGGACUGUCACUGUUAAAACCGUGUCAUUACCACCAGUGUUUAGUGGUGUAAGUUAUGACAGUGUGGCAUUACUGAGUGAUCCUGCUCCUACCAGGUUGGUCCAAACGCCAAUGGCUAGUUCUGAACUGGCUAGUACUAUUUUCGGAGCAUCAUUGUCACCUGUUGUUAAUCUAUCAACAACAACAGGGACUGUCACUGUUAAAACCGUGUCAUUACCACCAGUGUUUAGUGGUGUAAGUUAUAACAGUGUGGCAUUACUGAGUACUCCUGCUCCUACCAGGUUGGUCCAAACGCCAAUGGCUAGUUCUGAACUACCUAGUACUAUUCUCGGAGCAUCAUUGUCACCUGUUGUUAAUCUAUCAACAACAACAGGGACUGUUACUGUUAAAACCGUGUCAUUACCACCAGUGUUUAGUGGUGUAAGUUAUAACAGUGUGGCAUUACUGAGUGAUCCUGCUCCUACCAGGUUGGUCCAAACGCCAAUGGCUAGUUCUGAACUGCCUAGUACUAUUUUUGGAGCAUCAUUGUCACCUGUUGUUAAUCUAUCAACAACAACAGGGACUGUUACUGUUAAAACCGUGUCAUUACCACCAGUGUUUAGUGGUGUAAGUUAUAACAGUGUGGCAUUACUGAGUGAUCCUGCUCCUACCAGGUUGGUCCAAACGCCAAUGGCUAGUUCUGAACUGGCUAGUACUAUUUUUGGAGCAUCAUUGUCACCUGUUGUUAAUCUAUCAACAACAACAGGGACUGUCACUGUUAAAACCGUGUCAUUACCACCAGUGUUUAGUGGUGUAAGUUAUAACAGUGUGGCAUUACUGAGUACUCCUGCUCCUACCAGGUUGGUCCAAACGCCAAUGGCAGAAACCGGUAGAUCUUUAAUGUCAGCAGAAGCAAGUUCUUUAGCUACACAUAGUUAUGCUACAACUUCAACAGCACAUCCUGUGAGCACCAUUGGAUUUAUCUCUUCAUCCAUUACUGUUUCAUCUAGUGUGCUUAAAAGUGCAGAAAACGCAUCUCCAAGUAAAGUGUUGUCAUCCAAAAUCAGCCAAUCUGUUGUGAAAGAAUUAGAUGCUGAUACCAGCUUCUAUCUUUCUGCUACAGUACAUGUGAGCGGUUUUACUUUAUCAUCGCAAGCAAGUUAUGCGAAUGCCCUGUUAUCUAAGUCUUCUGGUAACGCAGGUGCAUUACAAAGUACAAAGUCACUGCUGUUGUCUUCUGGAGUGCAGGCAUCAUCUGACUUGUCAUUGGAUAAGUAUUUGAUAUCUACAGUAUUAGAGCCAGAUAUCUCAGCUUCAAGAGGUCAACUACUUUCAUUAGGUGUGCAGCCAUCAUCUCAGAGGACUGUUACGCCAUCUACAGAUGCUUUUCUGCUAUCCACCCCAUCAUCUAUGUCAGCGUCUACAUCAGUUUUAUUGCCUGAUACCACUUUGGCUGGAGACAUGCCUUUGACAUCUUCUUUAGGAUCUUUUCAGCAAUCAGUUUUACCAAAUACUGUCUUGUCUAGCAUUAGCGAUGCUGCUACAACUGUGUCAGCUUCAGAAGAUCAAGUGCUUUCAUCAGGUGUACAGGCAUCAUUUCAGAAGACUGUUUCAUCAUCUGUAAAUGUGUUUGUGUUAGUAACCAAAUCACCUACUACAUAUUUUCCAUCAGAAUCUACAUCAGUUUUGCUACCUAACACUGUUUUAGCAGGAGACAUGUCUUCAACGUCUGCAGUAGGUUUUUCUGGCCAAACAGUUUUACUAAAUAUGACUUUGGCCAGCCUUAGUGUUGGUGCAACUGUGUCUGCGUCAGGAAAUCAAUUGCUUUUAUCAGGUGUGCAGACAUUAUCUCAGAAGGCUGUUACAUCAUCAGUAAAUGUUUUUUUGCUAUCAACGAUGUCACAUGCUGCAGAUUCGUCUGUCAUAUCAGGUUCAAAAAAUAUUGUUUUGCCUAGUACUCGAGCUGGAGCAGCUUCAUCGCUUUUAUUUGUUGGUAGUUUAACAUCACGUAGUGCUACUGACGUUAUAGUAGAGACCUUGGUAUCAACAUUUGAUUCAGUCAAACAAACAGCACAAGUUGUAAUUAGUACUUCUUCUACACAUACCACAAUGUCUGCUGCAUUCCUCAAUCCUACGACUGUCCAGUCUGCAUUUACAGGGAAGAGUCAACAGCUACAAAUGCAAUCAUCAUUAGAUGCAGAAGAAAAUGUGUUUACCGCAUAUUCAUUGAACAUGAAAUCUGUGUUGCUAUCAUCAGUCUUGUAUGUCUCUUCUGAAACAACACCAAAUCCAGCUAUGGUUUCUACACAUUUGCUUUCACAAAGUACUACAGCUCUAAUCCUUCCAUCUGCCACAGAAAGUAGGCCAGUUGUGUCAACAGUGACAACAUUAUCUGAAACUGUUCUAUUUACAAAGAGCGACUUUAUAAUGAAUACGAAUUCUAUUGUAGUGUCACCAGCUGUAACACAGUCUAUUGCCUUACCCAAGCUACUAACAUUGGUUACAACAACAAAGGGAAGUUUAUUAGGGACUGUCCCAACAGUCGGAUUUGAUUCCCUGUUGUCUCAAAGUGAUGUUCAGACUUCUACUACUAUUGAAACGAUAGCAAGUGGUAUGACGGGCAAGGUAACGAUAUUGUCGUUAUUACCUGUUCACUCAUUUGCAAGCACUGCUGAGACUUUGACUUUGACUUCUAUGGUACAUGACACAAGUUUUACAUAUUUGUUCAAGUCUUUUACUUUAGUACCUCCUGAGUUGACUCAAAGUGCCAGCACAACACUAAGAGAAGCAACUACUACAGAUACUCAUGAUUCUAUUGCUCAAGGACCUUCAAGUGUUUUAGUACCAAGUGCUAUUAAAUCUAUAGAUGACCAAAGACAGACAAGUGCAGAUAUAUCUGUGCCAAGUACUGUUGGAUAUGACACAGCCACAGCAGUAGCCUCAGCCAUUCCUAUCAGUGGAGAAAUGAUGUCGGCAACAUCAGCUAUGCAGCAGUCCUCAUUUACUGCAAAGGUUCCUUCUACUUCUACCUUACUUUCAACAUCAACUUUGUCUACUUUUUCAGAUACUGUUGAUUUUGUAUUGUCUACUGAACAUCAAACUCUCUUGACAACGGUCAUCACAUCCAUCUUCAGUACACAUGACAGAAUGGUUUCGUCAAAGUUUAGUUUAUCUACACAGCAUGUUUUUGGUCUCAGUUUAUUUAUGCCAGUCACAACUAAACUACUGUUAUCAAAGGCAUCUGAAAUGUCAUCAAGUACAGCUUUGCAUAGCAGCAGCAGCAGCAUAAUUCCUCAAAACCUCCCUACGACUCUUGCCUUGCCAACACCAGUUAUAUUGUCACCUGAUUUGUUGACAUCUUCAACAGUAUUGGAUUUAGAUCGUGCUUCUGAGACAAUUUUAUCUGAUGCAAAUGUAAUCAUCUCAACACAAUCAGUUGCUGUCUCAACACCUUAUUCAAUGCUUAAAGAAAGGCGUUCAUUGAUCACAGAGCUGUUGCUAACAUCAUCAAUUCUCUCAACUGCAACAACACUAGAGCUUUCUACUAUAUCUACUGAAGGAGAUGCUACCCUUGGUAUUUUGAAAUCAGUAAAAACAACGACUCCUACACCAACAUCUCUGUCUAACGCUUUUUAUUCAAAGCAGCUUGAGGUGUUCUUGACGCCGUCACCUUCCAUCUUUUCUUCAAACUUUGUUGUUUCUGUACAGCAUUCAGAGAGUAGAUCACAGUAUGCACCUGAUAUUACAACUGUGCUUCCUAUUGCCUCUAUUACAGAUUUGUCAGCAACAAGCUCAAAAUACUCAUCAAUGCUUUUAUUGGAACCUUCAAGUGCUACUGUAGAGUCAACAGUGCUUUCUACUAGUUUAUCUGUUGGCUCAAUUCAACCAUUGCCAUCAGCCAGUGAAAGUGUAUUGUUACAUCAAUCUGUGUUUCCAUCGCCAAUUGUUUCUAUCAUUCAGUUGACAGAAGUUGUGCCUUCCGUUUCUGGUGAAGUGACAUCAGAGAUGCCGGUAGCUCUCACCAACAACACUCUACAGAGCAUCUCUUUAACACAGAGCAUCCUUAAGCCAUCUUUGUUGCAGUUGCAAUCUUCAAUUACAGCUUCGGGUUUUACAAUUGCCUUGCCUACAUAUUCACAACCAAUAGAGCACAAUUUAUCAACUAUGACUGUGUUGUCUAUGAUGUCAUCAACCGGAGAAAGCAUAAUUUUGCCCCAGUCAGUGUUUCCAACAUCUGUUGUGUCUAUCAUUCAGUCAAAAGAAGUUGAAGCGACAUCAGAGGUGGUGGCAACAUUUACCAACAACACUCUACAGAGUGUGUCUUCAACACAAAGUGUGCUUAAGCCAUCUUUGUUGCAGUUGCAAUCUCUAAGCACAGCUACUGAUUUUACAAUUGCUCUGCCAACAUAUUCACAACUAGUAGGUUAUGAUUAUGAUUCUCGACACAGUUUAUCAACUGUGGCUGUAUUUGCUAUGAUGAGUAGUGCGUCAGUUUACAGUCAAUUGUAUCAAACACAAUCAACAGCUGUUGUUGAUCUUACGAAGUACGUCACUGAAAUAGAAGGCAGUUCUUUGAGCAGCUUUUCAACAGAUUUUGAAACAAGAGACUCAAUGCUAGCUACAAAGUCUAUUGAAACUACACAAGAUUUGAUAUUGGUCAGUCAGCCAACAACACUACCUGUCAUUGUUUCAGCUUCACAUGGAGUAACUUCCCCGUCUUUGGUAAUGCCUGGUGAUAUGUCAUCUACAGCUGAGCAUUCUGGAAUUCUACAAACGGUUCCUUUUUUGUUGAAAACCCAAGUUUUUGUGUCACCUUCACCAUCUGGUUUGCUGUUGCCAGAAACUGUUUCUUUUACUCAAAGUUCAACAUCUUAUCAUAGCAUUAAUACAAAGUCAACAUUUGUUCUAGCGGCUUUACUUCGGUCAACAGCAAUGGAAGUAUUCCUCACCACUCCAAAGAUUUCAGAAACUUUAGAGAAGUCUGUGUCUUUGCAGGUACUGUUUCCUACACCAGUUCAAGUUUCAGCAGUAAUUGGAUCACUUCAAAGUGGAAUAGGUUUGGUGAACAGUACCUCUGCAAUGACAUCGUCUGUACUUGUGGGACAGAUGACCAAAGUGAUUGUUUCAACACCCUUGUACAGUCCUAACAAAACCUAUUUGUCAUCCCACAUUCGAAUACCUAUUAUCUCUUCAGUUGAAUCAAGCAGUCUUUUGGCCUCAUCCACAGACAAAUUUGGACAGUUGGCUUCAACUCAAGAGUUAUCCACUUCUUUGUCUCAGUUACAGUCAAUACAAUUUUCAGACAGUGUGAUAAUUGCUUUAGGGCCAACACCAACUCCAUCUCUUUCAGCAACUCCUACAACUCCCUCGGUACCCUUUUUUGGUUUGUAUCCUUUUGGACCCACUGAAGGAGAUGCCGAGCUUCUUUCUGGUGAUGAUGAAAUUGGCAUAUGUGUCUUUCCUGAUAGCGGAUUUAUCUUCUUUGGAGACUUAAAGAGACAAUUAUGUAUUUCUGUGAAUGGUUUGUUAUCUGUUGAUGGUGCCUUCAUCAGUUACAAUGCAAAAGCAUUCCCAUUCAUUGGAGGACAUUCUAUAAUUGCACCAUUCUGGUCAGACAUUGAUACUCGGCAUUCCAAAUUCUCUAAUCUUACCAAUGGUUCAGCCAUUUACUACCAUGUUUAUUCAAAAAAGCAUUCAAGUGAGGCAUCUAAACUAAUGCUUCAGAUGCUGACUGAUGAUAUACGAAGGUACAGCAAUGAAUUACUUGAGUAUGACAUAUUUCGUGAAUUCAAUGCAACAUGGGCUCUUGUCACAACAUGGUUCCAGGUUGCACCGUAUGAUGGUUUUAUAUAUCAAGAUAUUGAGGUAGCUACAUUUCAGGCCGUAACUGUGACGAACGGUGUUCUCUCUGCUCUGCUUUUUGUUUACCCACAAAAUGCUAUACAGUGGUCAUCUCACAGUCAGUUUUCUGCAGUGAUUGGAUACAAUGCGGGAGAUUAUGAGAACUUCUACAAUCAUCCUGAUUCUGAAACAGUUGAGAUAUUUGAUAUAGGUCAGAAGAUUGGAAAUACAGGUGAACGAGGAAAAUGGUUUUUUCGUGUUGAUGGAACUUCUAAUCAAUUCAGCUCAUCUCAGGAGUGUCUUAACUGGUAUCUUCAUGAACCUGAUCCUCCAGCAUAUUUGUAUCCGUGUCCAUGUACAUACGAACAAGCUCUGAUUGAUGCAACAUUUCAGGUGCAGUUUGGCUCCUACUGUGGUUCUCGUCGUUUUUCACUGGCAGAUGGCUCUGGCCAACGAUCUAUCUGUUGA